GAGGCUGUGUUUGGAAGUAGUCUGUAUGUGUUAGAGUUGGUAUUUAUUUGCUGUCUUUGUGUGGAGAGUCUAGCACAUCCACUAUGUCGCUCUCUCUGUUGCUGCUGCUCGUCUGCAGCGCCCAGGCUUCUCAUUUUUAUGGAACAGUGAUGACUUACUACCCAAAAAACACUGACACAAGUGGAUCCAUCACGGCGGUCCUUCGCUAUAAGGUCAACUUCCACACUUGUACCAAUACCUCGUGGGCCUGCAGCAGUGGUGAUUGUGGGAGCCAGAUUUCUUUAGUGCAAAACACAGUGGACCAGGAGAGCAGUGGAGAGUGGUGUCAGACAGAGGGAAUCAUGACUCGCCAGGUUCCCAGCAACGCCCAGUUCCAGCUGCAGUUCUCUAGUGGUAACUGGAUAGAUAACAUACAGAGCAUUUUUUCGUGGAGUGCUGUGACCCUGGUGGAACUAAGGAACCGGUCAGACAUCGGCCGAGCCAACACAUCCCCCCAGACCACCAUCCUGCCACUCCUGAUAGUUCCUUCAAACUGUCAGAGAGAUUUCAACCUGUUGGCGUUUGACCCGGAUGGAGAUGAGGUUAGAUGCAGAUAUGGAAACGCGACACAGUUUGAGUGUGCCACCUGCACACCGCCGUCUGUUCUCAAUCUCUCAUCAUCCUGUACUCUGUCAUUCAGCCCCACCCUGAGCAGUAACGAAGGUGCGUACGUCAUACAGCUGGUGAUGGAGGACUUUCCCCGGCAGACUAUCACCCUGACGCAAACCAACGGGGCGCAGACGAUCAUAACUACCAACAAUUCUAUCAGCAAAAUACCUGUUCAGUUUGCUUUAAGGGUGGGCCCUGCAGUGCCAUCUUGCACAGAGGGACUCUAUCUGCCCAAGUUCCUGCCUCCAACCCCAGCCAACGGAGCUCAGCUGUACACCCGUGUCAAUCAGGUCCUGGAAAUCAACAUCAGCGUAGUAGCAAAUAUCUCCACAUUAGAGCUCCUGUUCAGUGGGCCCUACAACGUAAUCCAGAAUACAUCAGUAACGGGACAGUACACUUUGAAAUGGACGCCGUCUGGAAACGAAGAUGGAGAAAGCCACCCCAUCUGUUUUGUCAUACAGGCAGUUUUCAAUUCGGUCAAAUACCACUCUGAGCUCCGAUGUGUCAUUGUGAUUGUUGGAAACGACCCAACCACCCUAAGCCCAACAACUAUCCCACUGACCACAACAACCAUCACAACACCAACCCCACAAACUACAACCACACUUCCCUGUUGA
Messenger RNA from Sander lucioperca (pikeperch), 1265 nucleotides. RefSeq lists its product as uncharacterized. Bases 84 to 1265 code for a protein of 393 amino acids. NCBI's taxonomy places the organism in Eukaryota, Metazoa, Chordata, Actinopteri, Perciformes, Percidae. The record is from RefSeq and is a predicted model, not a curated record. The transcript is spliced from 10 exons.